This is a messenger RNA of Lachancea dasiensis, 393 nucleotides long. Lineage: Eukaryota; Fungi; Ascomycota; Saccharomycetes; Saccharomycetales; Saccharomycetaceae. The record is from the annotation of a GenBank genome assembly.
AUGGUGAAAGGGACCAGAACACUUCUUAAGGCGGCUGCAAGAACAAAUUUGCGUGGCAGAAGACCAGAACGCCCGAGUACACCUCUUUUACCACCUUUGCAGCUGUACAGGCGCAUUCUUCGCGAACACCAAAACCUACCAGGUCCACAACGCGAGCUAGGUGAUCAAUAUGUGAAAAACGAAUUUAAGUUGCAUAAGGACACCUCAAAUCCUUUGCACAUUGUUGGUUUCUUGGCCUCCUGGCAGGACUACUUACAUGUGAUUACCCAAGGACAAUGGCAUGAAGCGACGCUGUCGGCCGAGAUUCUCGAUAAACUAUCCCCAGAUCAAGUAAACCAACUAUACGAGUUGAUGAAGGAGACGGAGACUCUUGCUCAAGGUAGUUCCCAAUAA